Molecule: messenger RNA, 3315 nt
Organism: Prorocentrum cordatum
Lineage: Eukaryota; Dinophyceae; Prorocentrales; Prorocentraceae
Source: the annotation of a GenBank genome assembly
AUCUUGACGCACAUGGCCGUCCCGCCCCCUGCGAUACGCCCGUCGAUCGCCAUGGGCGCCGCCCGCAGCGAGGACGACAUCACGGCGAAGUUUGUCGAGAUCAUCAAGGUCAACAACAUGGUGAAGACGCAGGUCGAGGCAGGGGCUGGCGAGCACAUUGUGAUGGAGUUCUCGAAGCUGCUCCAGUGGCACAUCUUCACGCUGAGCGACAACAACAUCAUCGGAGUCCCCCAGGCCCAGACCAAGUCGAAGCGGCCGCUGAAGUCGAUCCGCGAGAGGCUGAAGUCCAAGGAGGGCCGCCUGAGAGGCACGCUGAUGGGGAAGCGGGUCGACUACUGCGCGCGCAGCGUCAUCGGCGGGGACCCGAACCUGAACACCGAGCAGGUCGGCGUCCCGAGGUCGAUCGCGCUCAACCUUACGUUUCCGGAGCGGGUCACGCCCCACAACAUGGAGAAGAUGAAGAAGCUCGUCAAGAACGGGCCGACGACGUGGCCCGGGGCGCGAUACGUCGUCCGGGACGACGGCAGUCGCGUCGAUUUGCGCUUCGUGAGCGACCUCUCGCUAGUCGAGCUGCGGCUCGGGUGGAGGGUCGAGCGGCACAUGUUAGACGGAGACUAUGUCAUCUUCAACCGGCAGCCGUCCUUGCACAAGAUGUCCAUGAUGGGGCAUCGCGCGAAGGUGAUGCCUUUCUCCACUCUGCGCUUCAACCUUUCUGUCACUCCCCCGUACAACGCAGAUUUCGAUGGUGAUGAGAUGAACCUGCACUUGGCGCAAUCCCACGAGACCCGUUCCGAGAUCAAGCACCUCAUGCUGAACCCACGGAUGCUCACUUCGCCACAGGGGAACAAGCCAGUGAUGGCGAUGGUGCAGGACAGUCUUUUGGCUGUCGCCAAGUACACCAAGCGGGACACGUUCAUGGAGAAGGACAUCGCCAUGAACAUCUUGAUGUGGGUGCCACACUGGGACGGCACCCUUCCGACUCCUGCGAUCUUGAAGCCCAAGGAGAUGUGGACGGGUAAGCAGCUGUUCUCGCUGCUGCUGCCCAACACCUUGUCGAUGCAGCGCGAGUCUGCCAUCGCGUCCAAGAACAAGAAGGACGAGAAAGACUUCGCGGCAAGCGACUGCAAGGUGGUCAUCCAAAACGGUCAGCUGCUCUCUGGCAUCGUCUGCAAGAAGACGGUCGGCUCGAGCUCCGGCUCCUUGCUGCACCUGCUGUGGCUGGACGGCGGCCCCGAGGUGUGCCGCGACUUCCUGUCGUUCAUCCAGAAGAUGGUCAACCAGUGGUUGACGCACAACGGCUUCUCCUGCGGCGUCGCCGACAUCAUUGCCAACGACGAGACCCUCCUGAGCGUGGAGAAGACGUUGAAGCAGGCAAAGGCCGAGGUGAGGAACAUUCUGGCCGACGCUCAGCGUGGGAAGCUGGAGACUCAGCCCGGCAAGACAAUGUACCAGUCCUUCGAGGCGAAAGUCAAUCAGCGUCUGAACGCGGCCCGGGAGGACGCUGGCAAUAUCGGUUCCAGUUCUCUGGACGAGCGUAACAAUAUCAUCUCGAUGGUGAAUGCAGGCAGCAAGGGUUCGCCCAUUAAUAUCGCCCAGAUUAUUGCUUGCGUCGGUCAGCAGAACGUGGAGGGUUCUCGCAUAAGGUACGGCUUCAACGACAGAACGCUGCCUCACUUUACCAAGGACGACUACGGCGCAGAAUCCCGGGGCUUCGUUGAGAAUUCGUACUUGGCAGGCCUCACGCCGCAAGAGGUGUGGAUGCACGCCAUGGGCGGUCGCGAAGGAGUCAUUGACACCGCUUGUAAGACAUCAGAAACAGGGUAUAUUCAGAGACGUUUGGUCAAGUCGAUGGAGACGUUGAGGUGCCACUACGACGGGACCUCGCGAAAUGGAGCCAACGACAUCAUCCAGUUCCUUUAUGGGGAGGAUGGCAUGGACGGGGUGCUGAUCGAGGACCAGACCCUCGAGAUCAUGACGUACGACAACCAGUCCAUGGAGAGGACCUUCAGGCACGACUACCACUCCGAGAAUUACGGGCUCCCGUGGCUGCCACCGGAAGUCCUGGAGAAGAUCAAGUCCAGUGCUGAGGAGCAGGCAACCCUCGACGACGAGUGGAGCGAGCUGAAGCGCCUGAAGGAGAUGAUAUGUACGGAGGUCUUCCCAGACGGGGACUCCAAGCAGCACAUCCCCGUCAACAUCUCCCGGAUCAUGGGCCGGGCCAAGAUGCGGAGCUUGCAGGAGGACCCCGGCAAUCGGAACGAGAAGUACUCGCCCGUGGAGAUCUGCCAUAAGGUGAACCAGCUCAUGCAGGAGCUGGAGGUGACGCGCGCGAUCCAGGAGGGCGACGUCAUCGGGCGCGAGGUGGAGGACAACGCGAAGAUCGUGCUGAACGCGCACGUCCGCUGCCACCUGGCCUCGAGGAAGAUCCUGCAGAAAGACGGCCUGACAAAGCAGUCUUUCGACUGGCUCAUGGGCGAGAUCAAGCAGCGCUUCAUGAAGUCGUGCGUGAACGCGGGUGAGAUGAUCGGCACGUUGGCGGCGCAGAGCGUAGGGGAGCCAGCCACACAAAUGACCCUCAACACGUUCCACUUCGCCGGUGUCGGGGCGAAGAACGUGACCCUGGGAGUGCCCCGCCUGAAGGAGUUGAUCAACGUGGCCAAGACUGUGAAGACACCCUCCCUGGCGGUCUACCUGAACGGGGACCUGGGCAAGAACCAGGAGAGGGCCAAGGACGUGCAGAGCACGCUGGAGCACACGACGCUGCAGAAGGUCACCGCCUUCACGCAGAUCUUCUGGGACCCGGACCCGGUGAACACCCGCGUGGUGGAAGACAAGGAGUGGGUCAGCGAGUACUACGAGCUCCCGGACGAGGACGACAACCCGGCCCGGUGCGGCGCGUGGCUCCUCCGCAUCCAGCUCAGCAACAAGGUCAUGACCGACAAGAAGCUCACGGUGCGAGAGGUCGGCGAGCGGAUCAUCCACGACUUCCUCGGGGACCUGGACUGCAUCUUCACGGACGACAACGCCGAGGAGCUCGUGCUGCGCAUCCGGCUCAUCAAGGAACCUUCCGACGUGGGGCAGGACCCGGUCCCGUGGGAUUUCAAUGACGACAGGGAGGACAAGGACUUCAAGUUCCUGAGGAGCAUCGAAGGCAACAUCCUGAAGGAGAUGUCGUUGAAGGGGAUACAUGGCAUCAAGAAAGUCUUCAUGCGCGAGGACACCAUCUCCCGUUACAACGAGAGCAAGGUCUGGGCAGAAGUUUUGCGCACUGUUGCGCCAAUGUUGUCCUACUAUUCCUCUUCCUUUUCCUCCUGA